AUGCUUGAGCCCAGGUGGAGGUGGCCUGCCCAGCAGAGCUGCAGGUUUCACAGCGGCCCUAGUGCCCCAGAAGCUCCAACGUGGAGGACAUGGCCACAGGUGUGAUCCGACCUCUCUGUGACUUCCAGCUUCCCCGGCCAUCCCUUCAGCCCUUCCUGCCCCUAGACCCAGAGCCCCCAGACACUUCUGAGGAGGAGGAGGAAGAGGAGGAGGUGGGGGAGGAAGAAGAAGAGGAUCUGGAGGGUGAGGGGCCAGGGGCCCACAGCCCAGCUCCCCAGAGCUCAGGUUGGGCCGCAGUUGUCCCCGAAGCGGCCCCUCCAGGUCCGAGCAGUGCCGAGAUGCCACUGCAGCUGCUGCGGUUCUCUGAGCUCAUCAGCGGUGACAUCCAGAGGUACUUUGGCCGCAAGGACAGGGGGCAGGACCCAGAAGCCUGCGACAUCUAUGCCGACGGCCACCCGGCCAGCAGCUCAGCCAGGGAGCUCUACUGCACAGACCUGGCACAUCUGGCCCAGGGUGGGUUCUCUGAUGAUGAAAAGGCCACCGAGCCUGGGGUCCACUCUCCCAGGGCUCCCCAGGGGCAGGUGCAUGAGACAGGCCUUGGUGGGGACAGGGUGCAGCCACUGGGGCCACUGGCUGAGUUGUUCGACUAUGGGCUGCGGCAGUUCUCAGGGCCCAGGGGGUCGACUGGCCACCGGCUGAGGCUAGAGCAGAAGUACGGCCACAUCACCCCCAUGACCCAGAGAAAGCUGCCCCCUUCCUUCUGGAAGGAGCCGGCGCCUAGCCCCCUGGGCCUGCUGCACCCUGGUACGCCCGACUUCAGUGACCUGCUGGCUAGCUGGUCAGUGGAGGCUGGCCCAGAGCUGCCAGGCAGGGGUGCCCAGACCCUGGAGGGGAUGCAGCUGGCUGAGGCCUAG
Pteronotus mesoamericanus is the source of this 914-nucleotide messenger RNA. It is a transcript of the gene PERCC1, whose product is annotated as proline and glutamate rich with coiled coil 1. NCBI's taxonomy places the organism in Eukaryota, Metazoa, Chordata, Mammalia, Chiroptera, Mormoopidae. The record is from RefSeq and is a predicted model, not a curated record. The transcript is spliced from 3 exons. Bases 90 to 914 code for a protein of 274 amino acids.